Molecule: messenger RNA, 1732 nt
Organism: Pipistrellus kuhlii (Kuhl's pipistrelle)
Lineage: Eukaryota; Metazoa; Chordata; Mammalia; Chiroptera; Vespertilionidae
Gene: CEND1
Product: cell cycle exit and neuronal differentiation 1
Exons: 2
Coding region: 225-692 (155 amino acids)
Biological process (GO): cerebellar Purkinje cell differentiation; cerebellar granular layer maturation; cerebellum development
Source: RefSeq, a predicted model, not a curated record
GGGGAAGCAGACCACCUGCCCUUCGCAAAUGUGACUCCCGGCAGCGGGGGGCGCCUCCAGCACGGCGGCUGGCGGGGUGAGGGCUGCGGGGGGCCUCUCCCUGGGACACCCCAUCAUGCUGUGACCUUCAGGCGACCUUCCGUGUGGCCCACGUAAUGCCCAAGGGUGAGCUGUCCUGAGCAGCCGUGGUCCCGCCACCCGUCCAUCCGCACCCCCACGGCAUCAUGGAGUCCAAAGGGAAGGCAGCCAACAGCCCCAAGCCUGAUGCCAAGGGGCCCCAGGCCGCGGCAGAGGUCCGAGGCCCUCCAGUGGUGGACGGGAAAGCCCCCUCGGCCAAGCCUGGGAAGAAGGAGGCCCAGGCGGAGAAGCAGGAGCCGCCCGUGGCCCCCGCCCAGCCACCUGCCAAGAAGACGCCAGCCAAAGCCGACCCCGCCCUCCUGCACAACCACAGCAACCUGAAGCCGGCCGCCCCGGCCGCCCCGGCCCCCGCCGCCCCUGGCCGCCCCGAAGCCGCCCCUGAGCCCAAGGGCCCUGGCGACGGGGCCGAGGGGGACCAGGCCCCCAGUGGGGGCCGUGGAGGCCAAGGCCCCUGCUCCUUCGAGAACUUGACGCCCCUGCUGCUGGCUGGGGGCGCGGCCAUGGCCGCCGUGGCCCUGAUUCUCGGGGUGGUGUUCCUGGCACGAAAAAAGUGACGCCGCUGCCGGGCGGGGCCCGCGCCCCGAGCGGACCACCUGCGGGAUGUGCAUGCCAACUCAUAGCUGUGUACCCAUAGCCCAUAGGCGACAUAUACACACACGCCCCGACACGGGGAGACACGGACAGGCUGCCCGGGCAGUGGGGCCCGCCCCCUUAGCUGGUCCCUAGCGUGUCCCCCUCCCCCUCCCCCAGGCAGGGACCGGCUCCUGGGCCUGAGCAGCACAGGGUGGAGCCGUGGCCUCGGGCAGAGGGCUCAGGCCAGGGCACAAGGGGCGGUGGAUGGGGUGGACCCUGAGCGGGGCCAGCUUGUCCCAAGGGGCCCCGGGGUCCUGGGGUUUUCCUGGCCGCUUCCUGAAGAGCCCCAGGCCGGAGGGGGCCAAGGCUCAGGGUCCAGGCCGGGCUCUGACCUGGGCCCGGCCACGUGGACAUUAAAGGUGUGGCUGUUUCACCUCCCUCCUCUGCUCUCUGCUUGCAGCCGGCGGAGUGGGGUCUACGGGCUGAGCCGCUCCAGGGCUGACCCCAGGCUUCCUGCCACCUCUGCCCGCUGCCCUCCCGGAGCUGGGGAGGCGGUGCAAGGCCCGUCUCCGGAGGGGUCACCCCACUUCCUGCCCUGAGCCCUCUCCCCAUCCUGUGGCAACUGUCCAGGGGGGGCAGCUAGGGGUGGGCAGGGAGGAGGGUAUCAAGGACCUGCCCCGCAGCUGUCUGCCGAUCCCCCAAAGAUGCCCCGGAGAGGCCCCUCCUGCCUUACCCAGCGUCCUUUGAGUCGAACAAGCGUAUAAAUGCAAUAACAGGUAGAGUAGAACCACGUGGUGGGUGACCAUCACCACGCCCACUGCCCCAUGAGCCCGCAGGGGGCCGUGCUGGGCAGCCCCUCUCCUGCCCAUGGAGUCCCGGCGUGGCCACUGCACGGUGGCACAGGCGGGCUCUGGAGGGCCGUGGUGGGCACCGUGGACCCUGACUGCCCGUCCCUGGCCGGCCGGCCGCUGGAACGCCGGGCCUGAUGGAGGCUGGGCCUACAAUAAACUUGUCUCUCGGC